AUGGUCAACCUCUCGACAGUUCAAGCAUCCAAUGCAUCCUUGCCCAAGACCUUGUUCACCCGCAACGGUCCCGUCGGGGUCUUCGUCGGCGCAACUAACGGAAUUGGACGAGCAUCUCUCUUGGCAUUCGCAAAGUACACCCAACAACCUCGACUGUAUUUCAUCGGCCGUUCGCAAACGGCUGCCGAUGAGGUCCUGGGCCAGUUGAAGGAUGUCAAUGCUGGCGGUCAAUAUGAGUUCGUCAAAGCGGAUGCGAGUCUACUUCGCAAUGUAGAUGAGAUAUGUCAGUCAAUACAAGCCAAAGAGACCAGACUCGAUAUCUUGUUUCAGAGCCAGGGCACGCUGGACUUCUCUUCAGAAACCUCGGAGAAACUUCCUCUCAUCAUGGCCCUUGGCUACUAUUCCAAAAUGCGAUUCAUCGCAAAUCUCCUCCCCCUGCUGCAACGUUCCUCCACCCCUCGCGUGGUGGUCGUCUUGGCCGGUACCAAAGAAGGACCCGUCAAUCCCAACGACAUCCCCGGCAAGAAAGUCAAACCUUGGCAAGCUCGCGGACAUCUCUGUUCCAUGAUGACCCUCACCAUGGAACGCUUCGCACAGUCGGCUCCAAGCGUGAGCUUUGUGCAUAGCUACCCCGGCUUUGUACGGACAUCUCUCGAUCAGUCAAUCAAGGGUGUUACCGGGGUGGUCAUGAGGUCGAUCUUCUCGAUUGUGAACAUGUUUGCGACUCAUAAUUGGAUAUCACUCGAGGAGACGGGUGACAGGCAUGUCUUCUUGUCGACUGCGCCUCGAUACGCGGCGAAGGAGCGGUCCGCUGGUCUGUCGAGUGAAGGGGGCGGAGUGGACGGACCCAAGGCUGUUGUCGCUAGUAAUGGUCAGAUCGGAGCAGGUGUCUACACGGUGGAUGAGUUUUGUGAGAGCGGAGAUGCCUCGGUGCAGCAAGUUCUACAGAGGCUAAGAGAGAAUCGGACGGAUCAGAAGAUUUGGGAGCACUUGAACGAUGUGUUCAAGCGAGUGACUGGAAAAUCUUCUAUACAUUGA
Molecule: messenger RNA, 1038 nt
Organism: Penicillium diatomitis
Lineage: Eukaryota; Fungi; Ascomycota; Eurotiomycetes; Eurotiales; Aspergillaceae
Product: Oxidoreductase andH
Exons: 2
Coding region: 1-1038 (345 amino acids)
Biological process (GO): secondary metabolic process
Source: RefSeq, a predicted model, not a curated record